Molecule: messenger RNA, 924 nt
Organism: Gongylonema pulchrum
Lineage: Eukaryota; Metazoa; Nematoda; Chromadorea; Rhabditida; Gongylonematidae
Source: the annotation of a GenBank genome assembly
AUGGAAAGAAAUCAAAGAGUCUUACUCAUACUCUGCGCAAUCUAUGGUUUAUGGAAUAUUGGUACUCAAUGGACAACCACGCUUCUCUCAUUCCUUCAGUGGGAUACCAUUCAUGUGAUGACCAUAGUGGACAUUGGCUACAUUCAAUCAUUUGGCAGUUUUUGUAAUGCUUUCGGUGCACUUGCUGUUGGACAGCUUGCCGAUACAACCGGACCCAAAACGAUGUUUUUAUUUGCGUCAGUUAUCGUAUCUAUCUACUAUUCCGCGUUAGCAUUCGCUAGAUGCUGGUACUCGUUCUUCUUUCUACAGGAUUAUUUGCCAAUGGUGAAGCAUAAUACCGCACUUCGGGAAGGUAUUAUCCUGCGAGGACUGCUAAUUGCUGCUUAUGUUUGCUACGAAUUAAUAUCCAGAAAUUUUAUGUUACGCUCAUUUAUGCAGGGUCCAAAUGAUUCUGCCAAAGUACUCAUUGUAAUGGGUGCAUCGCUGCUCACUGUACAGUUUCUAGUACUGCCCUGGCUACAACGACGUUUCUAUCCACGAACUGUUCUGAUCAUUGCACUGAGUGGCCUUGUUGGUGCCUAUUCAUCGGUGAAUUUCACCACCAAUCUCAAUCAGCUACUGGUAAUUGUUGCACUACAAACAGCCUGCUAUGCUGUUGCGUAUGCCGAAAGUUGCACACAAAUAACAAGCGCUGUGGAUAUGGCCGAUCUUGGAAAAGCAACAGGAUUAGCCUCGGCUGCUCAAUGGAUUGUACAUUUUAUUGUUCCAAUUUAUACGUCUCAUUUGGUGCAAUCCUGGCACUAUACCUAUGCAUUUUAUACCAGUGCAUUGCUUUCACUCGGAACACUCUGCUUCAUCAUUCUUGUCGCUAAACAUUCGAAUGCCCGUGUACGCACGCUACUGCCCUCCAUUAGUUUAGCAUAG